Molecule: messenger RNA, 660 nt
Organism: Aphanomyces astaci
Lineage: Eukaryota; Oomycota; Saprolegniomycetes; Saprolegniales; Verrucalvaceae
Exons: 5
Coding region: 64-558 (164 amino acids)
Biological process (GO): protein folding in endoplasmic reticulum
Cellular component (GO): EMC complex
Source: RefSeq, a predicted model, not a curated record
CGGGACGGCACCUGACAAGAUAAGCCGACUGCCACACAAGAGUUCCGCCGCCGCCUUGACAGCAUGGUUCGCAAGUGGGCUUACGAUUUGAACGUUAACACCGGGUCUGCCGAUCCUCUAGGGUACAACAAACACGUGGCCCUGGAGCACAAUGCUGUGACCACAACCUCGGCCAACGACACGCUCGACUUGAAGCAAAAGCGCGCAUCAGAGAUUGCCCAAGCACCGUUCAAAGGCCUGUUCCAGACCGGUCUCAUGAUGUACAUGAGUGGGUCGUCGAUCAACAUUUUCAGCAUCAUGAUUACCGCCAUGGCGAUAUUCAACCCUCUGAAAGCGCUCUUCAACGUCAACGGCGCCUUUGCAUCGCUUGAAGAUGGCAAGAUGAACUUGGCGCAGUCCAAGGUCACGUUUGUCGUGGCCAACUUGGUGGCGAUCGGGGUCGCGCUCUACAAGUGCGGGACCAUGGGUCUCUUGCCCACCACAAGUGCUGACUGGACGUGGCUCCUCCCCGUCAAACAAGCAUUGGAAACGUCGGCAUCGGCUACCCCCGUCUACUAAAACACUUGAGAGAGUGUUCAAGCAAACGGUCCUAGUAUCUUGAUCUUUUCAUGUCGAAAUAACCUCGAAAUAUAGCCGAUACGAUAAUUUCCUUUUUUGCAC